AAAAAAAAAAAGUGAUGAGUUGUGAGGCAGGUCGCGGCCCUACAGCCCCAGGAGACGAUGCGCAGCUCAUUUGCUUAAAUUUGCAGCUGACGGCUGCCACCUCUCUAGAGGCACCUGGCGGGGAGCCUCUCAACAUCAGACAGUGACCAGUCUGGUGACUCACAGCCGGCACAGCCAUGAACUACCCGCUAAUGCUGGAAAUGGACCUCGAGAACCUGGAGGACCUGUUCUUGGAAUUUGACAAAUUCGACAACUAUAACGACACCUCCCUGGUGGAAAAUCACCUCUGCCCUGCCACAGAGGGGCCCCUCAUGGCCUCCUUCAAGGCUGUGUUCGUGCCCGUGGCCUACAGCCUCAUCUUCCUCCUGGGCGUGAUCGGCAACGUCCUGGUGCUGGUGAUCCUGGAGCGGCACCGGCAGACACGCAGCUCCACGGAGACCUUCCUGUUCCACCUGGCCGUGGCCGACCUCCUGCUGGUCUUCAUCUUGCCCUUUGCCGUGGCCGAGGGCUCUGUGGGCUGGGUCCUGGGGACCUUCCUCUGCAAAACUGUGAUUGCCUUGCACAAAGUCAACUUCUACUGCAGCAGCCUGCUCCUGGCCUGCAUCGCCGUGGACCGCUACCUGGCCAUUGUCCAUGCCGUCCACGCCUACCGCCACCGCCGCCUCCUCUCCAUCCACAUCACCUGCGGGACCAUCUGGCUGGUGGGCUUCCUCUUUGCCUUGCCAGAGAUUCUCUUCGCCAAAGUCAGCCAAGCCCAUCCCAACAACUCCCUGCCACGUUGCACCUUCUCCCAAGAGAACCAAGCCGAAACGCAUGCCUGGUUCACCUCCCGAUUCCUCUACCACGUGGCGGGAUUCCUGCUGCCCAUGCUGGUGAUGGGCUGGUGCUACGUGGGGGUAGUGCACAGGUUGCGCCAGGCCCAGCGGCGCCCUCAGCGGCAGAAGGCAGUCAGGGUGGCCAUCCUAGUGACGAGCAUCUUUUUCCUCUGCUGGUCACCCUACCACAUCGUCAUCUUCCUGGACACCCUGGUGAGGCUGAAGGCUGUGGACAAUACCUGCGAGCUAAAUGGCUCUCUCCCCGUGGCCAUCACCAUGUGUGAGUUCCUGGGCCUGGCCCACUGCUGCCUCAACCCCAUGCUCUACACUUUCGCCGGCGUGAAGUUCCGCAGUGACCUCUCGCGGCUCCUGACCAAGCUGGGCUGUACCGGCCCUGCCUCCCUGUGCCAGCUCUUCCCUAGCUGGCGCAAGAGCAGUCUCUCUGAGUCAGAGAAUGCCACCUCUCUCACCACGUUCUAGGUCCCAGUGUCCCCCUUUAUUGCUGCUUUUCCUUGGGGCACGCAGUGAUGCUGGAUGCUCCCUCCAACAGGAGCUGGGAUCCUAAGGGCUCACGGUGGCUUAGAGUGUCCUAGCUGGGGUAGCUAGAGGAACCAACCCCCAUUUCUAGGACAUCCCUGCCAGCUCUUCUGCCAGCCCUGGGACUCAACUGGAGCCCAGGGAGCGGAAAGCAGCUCGAAGGCACAGUGAAGCCUGUCUCUACCCAUCUGCACCCUCUUGGGCUGAGAGAACCUCAGGUACCUCCCAUCCUAAUCAUCCAACGCUCCGGAAACAACUUCUACUUCUGCCCUUGCCGACGGAGAGCGCCUGUCCCUCCCAGAACACACUCCAUCAGCUUAGGGCUGCUGACCUCCACAGUUCCCCCUCUCCCCUCCUACCCACCUGUCCGCAAGGCCAGGAG
Molecule: messenger RNA, 1734 nt
Organism: Chlorocebus sabaeus (green monkey)
Lineage: Eukaryota; Metazoa; Chordata; Mammalia; Primates; Cercopithecidae
Gene: CXCR5
Product: C-X-C motif chemokine receptor 5
Biological process (GO): G protein-coupled receptor signaling pathway; calcium-mediated signaling; lymph node development
Cellular component (GO): membrane; external side of plasma membrane
Molecular function (GO): C-C chemokine receptor activity; C-C chemokine binding; C-X-C chemokine receptor activity
Source: RefSeq, a predicted model, not a curated record